GUAACUGAUUUUCUAAUCAGAGUUUGUUUGAGUGUAAAAUAACGGAGCAUAAAAUCUGUAGCAUGAGCGACAACAAACGAACAACGGAGCGUGGCGGAAAUUUACCCCAUCCCAGCGAGAGCGAGAAUGAGAGCGAGGAUGAGGAAGCCAUGCAGGCCGCACUACGAGAAAUGGUUAAGAUACCAGAUAUUGAGCCGCGGCAGACUCGAACGAGCCAACGUGAGGAGCCACGGCAUAUUGUAAGCCUGAUGGAUAAUCUUAAGAAGAACGCAUCGCCAGAAACGCAAGAUAAGUGGGUCAAGACAGUGUCCGAUGUGGGAAUCGAAUCGGCAGCCUCGGGGCUAACUGGCGACAAAGACGUUAAGGCAUUGCGUAAGAUCAGGCAGAAGACACAGGACGACAAGCCAAAGCAAUCAGAGAAGGUGAGGGGAGCCCCUGAGGACACUCCAAAGCAGUCGGAAACCUGGGGAGAUAGGCUCAAGAAAAAAGGAGCCGAAGGAACUGCCAAGCGAUCAGAAACUUGGGCGGAUAAAGUCAAGAAGAGCAGCACCGAGCUAGCCUCGACAAAUAUUCACAAAAAGAAGGACACCGAGGUAGCACCCAAGCAGUCCGAGACUUGGGCUGAUAAGCUUAAGAAACGAACCCCGGAAGUACCCAAGCAAUUCGAGACUUGGGGAGAAAAGCUGAAGAAAAAGGCGAGCGAAGCAACACCGAAGCAGAAUGACACCUGGGCCGAUAGGCUCAAAGCGUCGGAUACCAGCAAUAAUGUGAUGCAUCCAGCUUAUGUUCAGAUUACUUCUCUCGCGGAGCUGCCGGAGCAGUUGACGGCAGAAGAGCAGCAAAGAUUGCAGCGCAUUGAAGCUGCCUCCAAGCCCAAAUCCUAUUUACAAGCCAAGGCACAGAACGCAACAAAGUCCAAGAUCAGUGCGCCAGCCGAAUUGGAGGCAGUCAAAUCCGUGCCAGCAGACCAGCCAGCUGAGCAGGCACGACAAUCGGGCUCCAUAAACAUUCUGACGGUGCCAAUUCGACGGGCUCUGAACUACGAGCCGAGCAAUGGACAACCGGCCAGUGAAGACAUGAUAACGCCACGGCCACAGGAGAAGACAAGUAAUUUUAAUAAUAUACCUCAAUUUGGUCGGGAUAAACGGGACUCGAAUGGAUCAGUUGCUGAGAGUUCAGCUGGUCAGCAGGAUCCCGCUAAUCCCAAGGAUAACAAGACAUCGGCCGCUUUUUUUGCUAAUUUGCCUUCGUUGAGUAGAGCUAGACCAGCGAAAAACGAAGCUGCGUCGACUGCGGAGGCAAUGAACCCCAAUUUGGCUCAAGAGUCUGCGACUAACUUUACCAAUUCAGACGCGGCCCAAGAUUCAGUGGCCUCCUUAAUAGAGAAGGCAUCCGCUACAUUUCAAAGCCAUAUAACUUUAUUCGGACGAGCUGUUAAUGCUGUUAAUGAAGCCCGAGCAGCAUCUGCUGAGCCCGCAGCCAACAGUUCAGAUACUCCUGGAGAAGCUGCCGAUGAUACAACAGCUCCACAGACUGCACCAUCAGGCUUUCUCGGCAGUUUGCCAUUUUUCGGACGAGCUAGACCAGCCCCGAACGCAAGCCCAGCGCCCGAGGAAACAGCAGACCCAAUGAAGAUCCCCAUCAAAGAAUCGCCAACGGAUUUUGAUACGGAACUUCCACUGCCUGAACCAAUCCCAACUGCGACUCCAGCGUCUGCAGAGGUAGUAGCCAGCAGUUCAGCUAUUUUCACGAAUUUUCCGCUGCCUGGACGAGCUAGACCCGCGCCCACUGAGGCGUCCACAACUUUUACAAACGUAGUCGGCAGCUCCACUAAUCUGGAUGAGUCAGCGACUGCAAAGACAGCUGAAUCUGUUGCUCCAACGUCUGGAACAGGAGAGCAGUCGCUGGAUGGCCUUUUAACAAAUCUUCCACGGAUUGGUCGACCUAGACCUGCCACAAAUGAAGCAACAGCAUCGCCCAAUCAGGAGGGUAAUGUGCCCGAAGAAACAGCUCCGUUAGCUAAUCCAGCAGCUGCCACCGAAAAAACUCCAGUGGAGCCAACAGCAACUUUCUUUUCGCGUUUUCCACACUUUGGACGAGCUAGACCCGUGCCAAGUGAAAAACCGGCGACAACCAGAGCAGAGCCAGCCGAGAUUCAGGCAACAGCUGCAGCAACAGGUGAUCAGGUAAUUUCUAUGGAUGCAAUUGCUCCUAAUCUACGCCUGGAGGCGACAGCUGAUGAUGAGAUGACUCCGACUACAAGUGUGCCCAAAUUAAUUACCGGAAACCAGACUCAGCAGAGCGAGGACAUGGCAGAAGAUAUCCAAGCAGUUGGUGCAUCAAGAUCAGCUCUGCCAAUUGGGGAUAACAUCAGCUCGAGCUUUGUGCGUGCCCGUGCGCCCAAAGAGGCUGGCGCUGCGCUUCGUCAGGUGGUAACCGCUAGCCAGGUGACACCUAUGCCAUAUGGCGCUGGCAAGACUUCGGUCCGUCCAGGCUUUACGCCUGCUACAACUAUGCCGCCAGCCGAGGAACAGGGUGCGGAUAGCGCAAGAGCUGAAAUCGCCGAUUUGCCCGACAAGCAUUCCUUGACGGCCAACUUGUUGCGUUACCUAUUUCCGGUUUCACGCGAUGCCGUGACUGAGCCCCGCCUGACCAAAGACGUCGUGCAUCCCUUGACGGAGAACAGUCGCAUGCCGAGCGAGGUGAUCGUUGUGGACAAGGACAAGGACAUGGACAAGGCCAAGGAGGAGGAGAAGAAGAAGCGGGCCAGCCAACUGGAGCGCUCGGAAUCGAUGCGCACCCUGACCAUAAUCGGACGCCACUCGCACAUAAGGACCACGUAUCGGGAUCAUUGCCACUACGAGCGGCACGAGGGCGUGGACAAGCGGGCCAGGCGCAAGCUGAUCGUGGCCAGCAUCCUGUGCCUGUUCUUUAUGAUAUGCGAGAUCGUUGGCGGCAUACUCUCCCGCAGCUUGGCCAUAGCCACAGAUGCCGCUCAUCUCUUGACCGAUCUGGCGGGCUUCCUCAUUUCGCUGUUCGCCCUGUAUCUGAGCGGCCGCCCCUCGACGCAGCGCUUGAACUUUGGCUGGUAUCGUGCCGAGGUGAUUGGCGCCAUGCUCUCCGUCUACGUCAUCUGGGUAAUUACGGGCAUACUUGUCUGGCUGGCCGUGGAUCGGCUGAUCACGGGCCAGCACGAUGUGGACGCCACCAUAAUGCUGGCUACCUCCGCCUUGGCGAUUGUUGUCAAUUUCAUUAUGGCCAUCCAAUUGGGCCUUGGGCAUACGCAUACGUCCGCCCAGGCCAAUCGCGAGCCGCGGCUUCACUCGCAUAUCUCCCAACCGACGGCCAUUGAGGGCACCAGCAAGAGCCAACAUCUGAUCCCAGCCUCGAUAUCCACGCAAUGCACGGACCUUCAUGGUGAGAACAUAAAUGUGAGGGCCGCCUUUAUCCAUGUCGUUGGCGAUAUAAUUCAGAGUUUUGGCGUCUUUGUGGCCGCCAUCAUUAUUUUUUUCAAGCCCGAAUGGGCGAUUGUCGACUCCAUUUGUACGUUUGUGUUCUCGAUAAUUGUCCUGGUGGUCACGCUGCGCAUCCUCAGGGAUGUCAUGAUGGUGCUCAUGGAGGCCACGCCCGAUUAUAUGGACUAUGGCGAGGUGCAGCGCACAUUCCUUAGCAUCGAAGGCGUCGAGCAUGUCCACAAUUUACGCAUCUGGGCGCUGAGCAUCAGUAAGAUAGCGCUCUCCGCCCAUUUGGCCAUCGCCAAGGAUGCCGAUCCUCAGCUCAUCCUGGAAAAGGCCACCACGCUGAUCCACAAGCGUUACCACUUCUUUGAGACCACCAUUCAGAUCGAGGAGUAUACUCCGGGCAUGGAGGACUGCAACCAGUGCAUGAAUCCACUCAGCAGGCCAGCGAUAAAGGAAGCACUUGUCGAAGCUACCGCUAUGCCCAAUGGGAACAGCAAACAGAUUGACUUUGAAGAUUUAAACAGGAGCAGCAAGCAGAGUGACAAUUUAGAUUUAAAAAGGAGCAGCAAGCGAAGUGACGAUAAAGAUUUUAAAAGGAGCAGCAAACAAAGUGAUUAUGAAGAUUUAAAGAGCAGCGCGCAGAGUGACAAUGAAAGUGUUAAAAGGAGCAGCAAGCGAAGUGACUAUGAAGAUUUAAAGAGCACCACGCAGAGUGACAAUGAAGAUUUAAAAAGGAGCAGCAAGCAGAGUGACAAUAAAGACUCUAAGAGGAACAGCAAGCAGAGUGGAACUGAGGAUUCAAAGAGGAACAGCAAGAAGAAUGGAAAUGAGGAUGCACAGAGGAACACCAAGCAGACUGGAACUGAAGAUUUAAAAGGGAGAAGCAAGCAGAGUGGAAAUGCGAAUUCAAAAGGGAGCAGCAAGCAGAGUGGAAAUGCAGAUGUAAACAAUGAGGAACCACCAAGCCCGUCGCAGGGAAAAAGAAAAAGUGGAGCUAGAUCUUCUACCUAGCAAUGGCAAAAUUUGUCUUUAAAUUCAUUUGUACUAUAUUUAACGAUUUAGUGAUUUUUUAUGAUAAAGAAAUUUGUAGCUGCAGUUAAAA
Drosophila montana is the source of this 4563-nucleotide messenger RNA. RefSeq names its product Zinc transporter 33D (gene ZnT33D). Lineage: Eukaryota; Metazoa; Arthropoda; Insecta; Diptera; Drosophilidae. The record is from RefSeq and is a predicted model, not a curated record. Gene Ontology annotation, cellular component: plasma membrane. The transcript has a single exon. The coding region runs from base 63 to 4472 and encodes 1469 amino acids. Gene Ontology annotation, biological process: response to zinc ion; zinc ion transmembrane transport. Gene Ontology annotation, molecular function: zinc ion transmembrane transporter activity.